AUGAGCUGCUCCAGGCUGCUCCAUGCCCCGAGGAUGCAGAAGGAAGGGAUGGUGAUGCCUUGGCCGUGGGACCGAGCCGAGGUCGCUGCUUUCUUGGCCUGUGGCUCCCUCUGCUGGUCUCGCUCUGCCGAGCUCAGAGCCUGGCGGUGUUCGUCCCAGCAAGGAACCCCAAUAUUUAGAGCAGUGAUAGAAACACUUUCAAAACUUUCUCGCACUCCUAUUGCGUUAGGCACAGGAAUAAGGCCCUUUCCUACAGAAGAAAGUGUUGAUGAUGAAGAUAUUUACAAAGGUCUUCCUGACUUAUUAGAUGAAACUGGUGUUGAUGAAGAUGAGGAGUUGUAUGAUUGUGUCUAUGGAGAAGAUGAAGGUGGGGAGGUUUAUGAAGACCUAAUGAAAGAUGAAGCAGCACAGCAACCUAAAUGUACUGAAAAUGACAUAAGAAGCUGUUGUCUUGCUGAAAUAAAGCAAACUGAAGAGAAAUACACUGAAACUCUGGAAUCGAUCGAGAAAUUUUUCAUGGUGCCAUUGAAAAGGUUUCUGUCAGCAUCAGAGUUUGAUACUGUUUUCAUCAACAUUCCUGAUUUGGUGAAAAUUCACAGGAAUCUUACACAGGACAUCAAUGAUUCCAUUAUUAACAAAAAUGAUCAGAACCUGUAUCAAAUUUUUAUUAGCUACAAGGAAAGGUUGGUUAUUUAUGGACAGUACUGCAGUCAAGUGGAGAUAGCAAUAUCAUGCUUGGACAAUAUCUCUAAGACAAAAGAAGAUGUUAAAUUGAAGUUAGAGGAAUGUUCCAAGAGGGCCAAUAAUGGGAAAUUUACAUUGCGGGAUCUAUUAGUGGUUCCAAUGCAGAGAGUGCUAAAAUAUCACCUGCUGCUCCAGGAGCUGGUAAAGCACACUACUGAUCCCAUGGAAAAGGCAAAUCUAAAACUGGCACUUGAUGCAAUGAAGGACUUGGCUCAGUAUGUAAAUGAAGUAAAGAGAGAUAAUGAAACGCUUCGUGAAAUUAGGCAGUUUCAACUCUCAAUAGAGAAUUUGAAUCAUUCCCUCUUACAGUAUGGAAGACCUCAAGGUGAUGGUGAAAUAAGGAUAACAACAUUAGACAAACGUGCGAGGCAAGACAGGCACAUCUUCCUGUUUGAUCUAGCUGUAAUUGUUUGCAAACGGAGAGGUGAUAAUUAUGAAAUGAAGGAAAUAAUAGAUCUUCAGAAAUACAAAAUUACAAAUAACCCCACUACUGAUAAAGAAAAUAAGAAGUGGUCUUAUGGCUUCUACCUCAUUCAUAUCCAAGGUGAAAACGGUUUAGAAGUUUAUUGCAAAACUAAAGACUUGAAGAAAAAAUGGCUUGAACAAUUUCAGAUGGCUCUGUCAAAUAUCCGGCCAGACUAUGCGGAUACGAGCUACCACGAGUUCAAAAUGCACACCUUCAGCCGUGUGACGUCUUGCAAAGUCUGUCAGAUGCUUCUGAGGGGAACAUUUUAUCAAGGCUAUUUAUGUUCUAAGUGUGGAGCUGGAGCACACAAAGAAUGUUUAGGAAGACUAGACAAUUGUGGCAGAGCUAAUUCAGGUGAGCACGGGAACGUGAAACAUGAGAAACGAACGAAUGGAAUUAGAAGGAACUCUAGACACGUGGACCCAGGUUUACCAAAAAUGCAGGUAAUUCGAAACUACAGUGGAAUACCACAGCCAGCAGCUCAAGAUGGUCCACCACUGCAUAUCCAGAUUGGGGACACUAUUGAACUAAUCAGGGGAGAUGCACAUAGCUUAUUUUGGCAGGGUAGAAAUCUAACAACAGGAGAGCUUGGAUUCUUCCCAAGUGAUGCAGUAAAACCUUGCCCUUGUGUUCCUAAACCAGUAGACUACUCUUCACAACUCUGGUUUGCCGGAGCAAUGGAAAGAUUGCAAGCAGAGAGUGAACUUAUUAACAGAGUAAACAGCACUUACCUCGUGCGGCACAGGACCAAAGAAUCGGGCGAAUAUGCAAUUAGUAUUAAGUACAAUAAUGAAGUGAAACACAUCAAGAUUUUAACAAGAGAUGGCUUUUUCCACAUUGCAGAAAACAGAAAAUUUAAAAAUUUAAUGGAACUCGUAGAAUACUAUAAGCACCACUCUCUCAAAGAAGGUUUUCGAAGUUUGGAUACUACCCUUCAAUUUCCAUACAAAGAAUCUGAAAAUUCAGUGGGACAAAGGAGUAACAGAACAGGUGGCAACCUGCUAAGCCCAAAGGUGAUAGGCAUUGCCAUAGCCAGGUAUGACUUCUGUGCAAGAGACAUGAGAGAACUGUCCUUAUUGAAAGGGGAUGUUGUAAAAAUUUACACCAAGAUGAGUGCUAAUGGCUGGUGGAGAGGUGAAGUAAAUGGAAGGGUGGGCUGGUUUCCAUCAACCUAUGUUGAAGAGGAUGAAUGAAUUAAAAACUUUCCUCUGCUGACCAGCAGUUUCAGGGAUUGUAAAAUUUUAGUAUGUUCAUCAUGUUAUUAGUCUUGUUAAGUAUUUAAGCAGCAGCAUUUUUGUCUGUCUGUACCUUCCAGUCUUAAUGUUGGGAUUUACACAGAAGUUUGGGCUGACAGAUUAUUACCUUGCCCAGAGCUGUGCAAGAAACAACCUGCCAGUUUUCCAUCAUGGGAGAUAAGUACAAAGUCCAAUCCUCACCUUCCCAGAAGAUCUCUGGAAAGCAAAAUUCUUUGUUCCUUUUCAUUUCACCCCAUAUUACGCCACAAAUACUAAUGAUGGCUGAAUAUUUUAUGCCUCUAUUCUUCAAGCUAACAUCUGUGAUGGUACAAGGAGAUGAAGGCUUAUUAUUUCUUAUCACUGCAUGCAGA
This is a messenger RNA of Acanthisitta chloris (rifleman), 2816 nucleotides long. It is a transcript of the gene VAV3, whose product is annotated as vav 3 guanine nucleotide exchange factor. The coding region runs from base 1 to 2403 and encodes 800 amino acids. Gene Ontology annotation, cellular component: cytoplasm; plasma membrane. Gene Ontology annotation, biological process: cell migration; regulation of GTPase activity; intracellular signal transduction. Lineage: Eukaryota; Metazoa; Chordata; Aves; Passeriformes; Acanthisittidae. Gene Ontology annotation, molecular function: guanyl-nucleotide exchange factor activity; protein binding. The transcript is spliced from 26 exons. The record is from RefSeq and is a predicted model, not a curated record.